GUUCAAAGUGUCAUGGCCCGUCAGAAUUAUACGUAAAUAUUAGCAAAUACUGAAUACGCUGUCUCGUGGUUGCACUACAGUUAUGUGAUAUGAUUCAAUCUAAUUUUUGGUCCAAAUUUUAUAAUUAUGGAAAAUGAAGUCGAAGACAUUGUAGGUGACGUUAUAUAUACCGACUCCCAAAAAAGUGUGACCACGUCAGCGCUAUAUUCAUUAGACUUUACAGACAGCAGUUCAGACAAAAAUAAUUCAACUGGUAAAGAUACAUACGUCAUAGAUUAUGAUAGUGACGAUAGUGACAAAACAUUCCAAGUGCAUAAAAGUGAGAGCAAAAUAAAUUUAACAGAUAAAGAAUCGAUUUUAAAUGUAAAACAAGAGUCUAAAGCUACCAAUCCAGUAUACUCAAUGGAUAAGUCCGCUGGCUCAAGCUUACCAGUAUGUAAUAUUAUAGCUCAGGAGAUAUUCACACAAACCAGCAAGACGAUUAUUGAACUGGCUCAAAAAGACACAAAAAAAACAACAGAAAACACACUGGAAACACAAACUUCAUUUGUAUCUAUAACCGAAAACAAAUCAAUAGAGUACAAAAUACAUAUACUUGGAAGAAAUUGUAGCUAUAAUAGUGAUGAACUGAGAGAAAAACAAUAUACAAAUGAAAAUCUGUUUAAACAAAAUAUUCAAAACAUACAAAACUAUAGCAAUAACGUGAUUUUAACGAAUACUUUUGAAGACACCGCCGCAGUUUUCUGUAUAUUAGAAAACAACAAAAACACAGAUGUAAAGAUUGUAGAUAAGUCAGCUGAAGACGUUAUUCGUUUCAUUGAAGAUGAAUCAAAGGAAAAUGCGGAAAAAAAAAGUCCAAUUACAACCCAUGACAGCUACGCCAGUGAAUUUGAAUCAAGUAAUUUUGACUCUGAUAUCGAAAAUGAUUCUUUGAUGGAAAAAGAAUAUUUUGAUAGUAAGACUAAGAGUAGAGACGAUAACAGUGAAACGAGUGAGAUGCUGAAUUCUAUUGACAGUGACGUUGAAGAACUGUAUAAUAAAUUAUCAAAGAGUCCUCAGUUAUUAUCACCAAUUUUAUCGGUGGAACCGCCUAUCCGUAAUUUUUGCUUAUUGUCACCACUAACAGAAGAAACAGUACAGAAGAAAGAGAGUAUAGUUGACGUAACGCCAAGUCUACAAACAUUAACUAAAACUAGCGAGUACAGCGAUAACGAUACCCUCUUUGAAAACAAUGCCAGCAUGAAAGUAUCUUUAUUCUCAGAUCGCGACAGCACAGAAGAGCACAACCAUUUAAAAUUGCCUCCUAUUCAUAAAAAUGAGUCGUGUCCAAAUCCCCAUCUAAAUUUUUUAUUUACUCUAAAUAAUCAAAAAAAUAUCGAGAAAACUGGCAUGCUGCCUUCCUUAUACGAGAGACAGAAUGAACAAAUUGAUAGAUGGGAAAUAGGUACCAAAAAUUUAGCAUCCGGUGAAAGUCCGCAUAUAAACAAAAAUAACGGACCAAUGAAGAUUACAAAAGAUACUAUUCACUUACCUUCAAUUCAUUUAGAAGGGUUGCCUAACAACACUAGCAACAGAACAAAUUGUUUUACAUCAAGUAUACAACAAUCGUCAAUCAAUGGUUCCUUCGAUAUAAUCAGUAUUCAAGGAAAAAUAAAGGAGCUUAAAAUGAGUUCUAAUAAAACAAGGCCUAAAUACUCAAGCAGGAGUGGGUCGCCCAGUAGCUUGUCGUCUCCGAAUGAAACCCGGAUAUGUGAUACAGCUGAAAAAGCAUGUGACGUUUUCUGCGCUGAACUACUACGUAGACUACGAUCAUCAUCUUGGCUCGAAAUAAAAGAGACGUUAGAGGAUUUACCAAGAGCUUUUGAAAAAUUUUGGUCCGUUGUCACGGAGAAUCGCAUCGCUGAUUUAAUAAGACAGGUGUCGCUGCACAUAGAUUCUCCGCGUACGCAAGUCGCGCGUGCAGCUUGCAAGACACUCGCGGAAAUAUUAAAAAACACCAACUAUACUAAAAAACCUGACUUUUACGAAGCUAUGUCAACGUUACUGACGAAGACUGGCAGCUACAAUCGGCCCGUGAGGCGUGAAGCAAAUGUUGCUCUCGACGACAUCGUAUGCAGUGUCGACGUCACGCACUGUGUCGCCGCCAUCUGUGUUUAUGGAGUUGGUCACAAGAGCGUAUUAGUCCGUUGCUCAUCCGCUCGUCUCCUCGUUGUAUGUUGCGCCCUCGCAGAAGGAGGCCGACAGAUCUUGCGCACGCGUCCGCCAUCCGCUGCAGCAGCACGGAGACACGCUUUACGCUCACUCGCGGAACUACUACAAGACAAAAAUACUGACACGAGGAAAUACGCUGAACGUCUAUAUGCAAUAUUAAGACCACUUCCGAACUUCGAAGCGUACUUCCUAACGGAUGUGGACGUGGAACUUGCUUCAAAACACAUGAAGAAAUAUGAUCAGCUGUUAAAUAACUCUAAAUCCAGGUGACUGCUACCAGGUGCCUCGAGACUUGUUGAUUCGUUUGCUAGUACAUAAUAAUCAGCUUUAAGAUCUUUUGUAUUUAUA
Messenger RNA from Vanessa tameamea, 2559 nucleotides. RefSeq lists its product as uncharacterized. Gene Ontology annotation, cellular component: cytoplasmic microtubule; cilium. The record is from RefSeq and is a predicted model, not a curated record. The transcript is spliced from 9 exons. The coding region runs from base 127 to 2481 and encodes 784 amino acids. Gene Ontology annotation, biological process: microtubule cytoskeleton organization. NCBI's taxonomy places the organism in Eukaryota, Metazoa, Arthropoda, Insecta, Lepidoptera, Nymphalidae. Gene Ontology annotation, molecular function: microtubule binding.